AUGUCCGGCCGUGGCAAUCGACGAACUGCAGAUGUCAGGAGCAAGGGUUACACAAACGUGUUCACACUCUCCAAAAAGGACUUUGAGAUGGCCAUGACCGAGUACCCAGAUGCCCAGUUUGUGCUCAAGAAAAGAGCAAAAAAACUGCUGAGAGCCAAUGCCAAGUUGGAGAGAAUGCACAAAAAAGUUACAGCUGAGGAAAUCAUCAAAACUUCACCAGAGACACCCAAACUGCUGCAAACUGUGGUCCAAGUUAUGGAUCCAGACUCCAACUUUGUCAAACAUAUCAACCCCACUGUACAGAAGUGUCACACCCAUUCUCGUAACCCCCAUUCAAGAUCACACAGUCACAGACUGAGUACGACUGCCUCCAACAUCCACCUCCAGGCCCCAUCCCGAAGCCACAGCUUUAGACUCAGCAGCCAGACAUCCCGGUUUUCCUGCAACCCCUCGCUCAACAUGAACACAAAUAUUACCACAGACAGCUUUGACACGGAUGAGGAGAAUGAUGAGCCUAUGUUUGAUGACAGCUCUGUUGACGUGUCCUUGUCUGAGGCUCUGCAUGAUGCUUUGGCAAUCAGCAGCUUUGAUGAGGAUGAUGAUGAUGAUGAUGACAAUGCAGAAGGUGACGAUGAGAUGUCCAUCUCCAUCUCUGAACAGUCGAAGAGAAAACAACGUCAGGGAAAGAAAUCUGUAAUGUGGAAUAACACAUCACCAGAGACAAAUGAUGAGUUGGAAGAUGACAAGGGUGAUGUCAACUUCAGAAACCAAAUGCAGGGGCUGACAGAGUUUGAUGUCAAGGCUGGUGGGAAAACAAAGUUAAAAGGUGGCACUGCUGGGAGAUGUAAUGGCAGAUCUGAUGAACAAUCACUGCUAGAGGAACGAAAGUCCAAUGGGUUACCUGAAACUGAUACAAGCAGGAUGACCGAUGAGACAGAAAUAAGUGGGAACAACUAUGGCAACAGCAGACGGGAAAUCAACACACUGGAUGCAAAUAGAAACUGUGAACACAACAGCGGGACCAGUAACGGACAUGGCAAAUCUGACAUCUUGUUACUUGACAAUCAACCGGACUCACAUCAACAAUCUGUUCAUUCAACAAGUCCGAGAAGAUCUCAUGAAAGAGUUGUAGCACAAAACAAAAUGGAUCACAACUAUAUAGGAAAUCCGAGCUGGCAUCGAAGUGAGAAGUCGGAUAAUGUUAUAGAUUCAAAGAAUCAGACUGAGAGUAAUAAAAUGGUUCAUACAGCUUCAAAGAAAGGAGAUGUAUUAGCUUCAAAGAAAGGAGAUGUAUUAGCUUCAAAGAAAGGAGAUGUAUUAGCUUCAAAGAAAGGAGAUGUAUUAGCUUCAAAGAAAGGAGAUGUAUUAGCUUCAAAGAAGGGAGAUGUAUUACUACCUCCUUGUUUAGUUUUAAUGGACCAGAGUGGUUCAGAGGUUGGUGGGGGAGGAGUUAUGGGGAGAGUGAGAAAGUUGUCUGUGGUUACUCCUCCUGUCUCCCCAGUAUCCCCUAGAGACAAGCAGAAUGUUCCGUGGAUGGCCGGAGGAGUCCAAGUCACGCCCAACAAAGAGAACAGCUCUGAUCUCAUCAUGAGCUGCUUCACACCUAUAGAAAAAACACCCAUAUGUCCUGUCCAGGUCAUUGAACCCAUGAAGGUGAAAAGUUCAACAGAAAUCAAUAAGCCAUUUCCCAAGAGCACAAACAACAUGACGUUAGCAAAUGGGUUGGAGGGAUGCUGCGGGAGUGGCCCGCUUAUGGACAUUCCAUCAGAGAAUCUGGUGACGUUCGCUGUUGAAGUUCAUCGGCAGAAAAAUAUCGCCACAACAACAACAGACAUUCACGGCCACACUGAGACUAU
Candidula unifasciata is the source of this 1856-nucleotide messenger RNA. The record is from the annotation of a GenBank genome assembly. NCBI's taxonomy places the organism in Eukaryota, Metazoa, Mollusca, Gastropoda, Stylommatophora, Geomitridae.